AUGAAGGAUGAGGACCCAUUGAAGCAUCUUGACAAGUUUGACAGAAUUUGUUCUUUGCAGCAACUCAAUGGAGUUUCUGAAGAUGGUUUCAAGUUAAGGCUUUUCCCUUUCUCUCUAGAGGAUAAAGCUCUCACUUGGGAAGCAUCUCUACCUGCUGGAUCAGUCACCACUUGGGCGCAGUGUAAGCAAUCUUUCUUGGCUAAGUUCUUUCCAACCUCAAGAACAGCACAGCUGCGCAAUGAUAUCUCCGGUUUCACGCAAAUGAAUGGAGAAUCUUUCUGUGAGGCAUAUGAGCGCUUCAAGGGCUACCAGAUGCAGUGUCCUCACCAUGGUUUCUCUGAGGAGAAUCUACUCAGUACCUUGUACAGAGGAGCAUUACCCAAGUACAGAAUGCAUCUUGAUUCAGCAAGCAAUGGUUACUUCAUGGGUAAAGAUGUUGAUGCUGGAUUGAUUUUAGUUGAGAACAUUGCAACUAGUGAUGGAAACUAUGGUGAAGAUUGUAACAGAGCUGAGAGAAGCAGUGCUGCUCAAGAGGAGAAGCACAAGAAAGAGCUCAAGACUCUAAAUGAUAAGCUUGACAAGAUACUGUCUGGUCAGAAAAAGAAAGUCCACUUCCUUAAUAGUGAGGAGAUUGUGAUUCAAGACAAGGAGAAAACUCAAGAGAGGGAGCUCAACUAUGUGGGUAAUCAAGGUGGAUUGAUAACCUUAAACUAUGCUGCAAUGAUAUGA
This is a messenger RNA of Microthlaspi erraticum, 729 nucleotides long. The record is from the annotation of a GenBank genome assembly. NCBI's taxonomy places the organism in Eukaryota, Viridiplantae, Streptophyta, Magnoliopsida, Brassicales, Brassicaceae.